Messenger RNA from Diorhabda sublineata, 4089 nucleotides. RefSeq lists its product as uncharacterized. The record is from RefSeq and is a predicted model, not a curated record. Lineage: Eukaryota; Metazoa; Arthropoda; Insecta; Coleoptera; Chrysomelidae. The transcript is spliced from 8 exons. Bases 130 to 3444 code for a protein of 1104 amino acids.
CUACGGUUGACGGUAGAGGAAAAAAAAUACUCGCGCUAACCAAAAUAACGGUAAUAAUUUUCAAAAAAGGAAUAUAUUAUUUUUCAGUGUACGUAUUUGUGAAUUAUGGUGUGUUGCGUUUUUCAAUAAAUGAUUAUUAAUUAUCGAAAUAAAAUGGAUCUCAGUUAUGUCGUACAGACUAUUUUGAAAAUCAUUAUUUCGACGUCAGCUAUCUUAAUACUUUGUACGUUCGAAUUUCCCACAAUUCAUGGGGCCGCCCUUAUGGGAGAGGGUAAUGGAAAAGUGAGAAACUUGACGAACGUCUCGGCCCCUUAUUACGAUUACGAAUUUACGGAUAGUCAAGAACUAGAAGAAGAAUUCGAACCUGAAUCGUCACAACAUAGUAGAUCCGAAUCGGAAGACAUCCCCGAUCCUUCUCCAUUAGUUUCACCAGGUUAUAAUCUACCUGACAAUAUAUUUAAUCAAGGUAAACCGUUUUACGGCGAGAAAGACCCUUCGACCGGUAAUAUCGAGUUCAAACCGAAAUUAUCGACAACAAACAGCGAAGAAGAUUCAUACGAUUACGUAGACGACGAACCCAACAUAGAUCGAAAAGACACAAACUUCGGCAGUCAUAGACCCAACGACGUAAACCAAUUGAUACCGAAUUUCCACGAUUUUUUGAAUUUGCCGGUAAAAUACAAUUCGGCCAAGUACGUCUACCCUUUAAUAUCGAGUUCCUACGCCAGCACCAAAUACCAAGGGAGCCUAAACAAAUUACACAACCACAAAGAUUACCCGAGCAAAUCGACAACCAAAAAACCGUACGCGAACCCCACUUACCACUCCACCGAGAAAUACUUCAAAGUAACUUAUAGUACAACAACCCCGACAACCACCACGACCCAAAAAACAACGACGACAACCACAAAACCAACCGAAACCACCAAAGUCGUUAAUCUAUUAGAUACCGGAAUGGGCGUCGAUUUUUCCGGCGAUUUCGAAGAUUAUUACGACACAACUAUGGAAACUACCAGUAAAAAAACUAUAAGUACUACACCGGUUAGUACCACCACCACCACCACCACCACGAAGAAAACAUUGAGUUUAUUCGAACAAUUAUUCGGCGAAUUCGACGAAACUACCAAAAUAUACAGUCAACAACCCCAAAAGGUACCAGCACCCACCGAACCGUAUCCGAACUACGAUUACGAAGACACCGACGAUAAUAUAGCGGUAGAAAGUAGACCAGAAGAAGAUUUUAACGUGGAAACGUUAACGACUGUUAAACCGAUCGAUUUGACGACGGAUUAUACCGAAGAAACGACGUCGAAAGUAACGUCUUUGCCUUUAGGAGACAACCAUCUGACGACGACCGAUUACGAACCGUUCAAAAAUCGCGAACCGAUCAUAGUGGCGACGCAGAAUUUGAGAGAAAAAUUGAACGGAGAAAAAGUGGCGCCGAAUCGCAACAACGUCCACAUACCCCACGGACAAGACACGGUUUCGUUGGUACUAGGAAACCGACAGAACCUCGACGGCGGUUAUUACGGUACCGCCGUUAAAGAACACCCCUACGACGCUAAUCCUUUCAGACCUUAUUACGGUACGAGGAACGAAAACGACAAGGAGAUCACCUUGAAAGGCAGCAUUUCCUUUCCUUCGGAAUCGGAAGCUUCUCUGGCCAUCGGAGUACCCGUCGGUACGAAUAAACAAACGCCCGGACAAGUGCUCGACGAAAAACUCGAUCCGGACGCUGAUUCGGAAAAGCGAAAGAAUAAAAUCGUUUUCCCGUUCGAUAAUCGGGAUUUGGUACCGCCGCCGCCGGCGAGAGAAUCGAUAACGACGGCGAAUAAUCGAGAAGUUUUGCAAUUGAAUUCGAGUCCGUUACUUCACCAAUUACCCAGCGAUCUGACGCCUCCUAGAGAACAGGAAGCUUCGAAGAGACCUUACAACGGAAGACCGCCGUGGGAUCCGAGACCGGGACAUUUUCAUAGCGGCAAUCCCGAGUAUAAUCGUCCGCCCCGUCCGCACUCCGAUACCGCCUACAAACGCAUAGACAAUUUGCCUAAUAUUUUACCGCAAUUUCGACCGAAUACUAGUAAAUACCCACAAAAUUACCACGACAAAAAAUUGAAUCGUCAACCUUUAUUGGAUAGACCGUCGAAUAGGCCGAUCAGUUUUUUUGAAAAAUUGCAACCGCCUCCUCCGCCUCCGCCCAACUUUCUCGCGCAUAAAAAUAUACCGGCGUCGAGGAACAAAAACGCGCCGCCGGUUAGAGCGAAUUUGGAAGAGAAUUUAGGGAAACAUUCCGAGGAUGGAGUGGUGAGCGAAGAUCAGCCCGGUAUGUAUCAAACUCCCCCCCAAGUGAAAUUGGCGAACCGAAGGGCCGAUUCUGACGUAACCGAAAUCGAAACUUUGCAAAUGAUACAAGCGAAAACUGCCGAAAAAAGAAAUAAGGACGUUUUAUCUCGAAAACCGAUAAUUAACGGCGUAAAAUCCGAUUUUGACGAUAAUACGGAAAAAACAAUUUAUAAAGUGUAUCCCGUCAAUUCUUCUCCAGUCAAAAUGGACGUUAUUGAUGAUAACAAUAAAAAAGAAAGCGUCGUCAUAGGAACCGUUUCCGAACGACCGUUGCCGCCUUCGAAAAUCAAUCAAGAUUUCGAAAUAAUUUUCGAUCCUAAAGAUCGAAACGACGAUCCCAUAUUGAAACCCCAUAAACCAGCGAUUUUUCCCAUUAAAUCCGAUUUUCCUUAUCCGUUGGAACGGCCGGGAUUCGAAUCGAAUUUGAAUUUAAUUCCGGUUCCGGAAACGCCCACGAAAAUCGAUAUCGAUUUAGAUGAUCGCGAUUAUUUUUCGAAUAAUCAAUGGAAUACCAUCGAUGUCUACGAACCGAAAAUUGUUAAUGGACAAAAAAUAACCGGAAUCAAUCAAAUUUCAGUUACUUUAAAAACACACACCGACAAACCAAUAGCCGUGGCUUAUACACCGACAGAACCGAAUCCGGUAACGAAUAAAUACUCGAUGCCUAAUUACGGUUCGCCCGUUAUACCGGAAAUACGACCGAGCGAAACGAACAAAGUUUACACCGUGAGUGCAAUCAUGCACACCAACCAUCAAAAUGGCGUCGUUAAUAAUCCUAUAAAUAGAAUGGACGUAAUUUCGAAUCACAAAACUGACGUAGAUCUUCCCGAAUAUCCCAAAUUUGAAUUCGAAGCUCCAUUUCAGGCUAGUGUUAAAAUCGACAAUACGAUGUCGGACGCUCAAGGUUGGUCGAUAGUACGAACCAAAAACUUCACUUCGACGGAAGCGGCCGAAGAAACAACGUUGCCAUAUGCGACGACUAGUGAAUUCGAUAUCGAAAAUUUUAAACCGCAACUAGAAGGUGGCUUCAAACCGAUUCUCAAUUUUCCAGAGGAUGAAAAAAAAUUUAUCGAAACAAAGGUUAACGAUAGAGACGAAUGAAUUUAAAGGAAAAUCGAUAGUGUAGAUAGUAAAUUUCUUUUUGUAUACAAUCAAUGACGUAAUUUCCGGUAUCUCUCAUAAAUAGUUGGAUAUAAAAUGGCGGCCAUAUUGGAAUUUUUUCACGCCAAUAAUCUUCUUAGUAGAUAUUAUUCAUUACAGUGUUGUCAGAUUUAGAAAAAUUUCUUGUAUAUGAGAGAUUUUGAAUAUAGAAUGAGUAGAUCGGUGAUUACAGUGUUGUCAGAUUUGAAAAAAUUUCUUCAAUUCCAAUAAUUUUAUAUUUAUGAAAAUUAAUUGUAUUGAAAGUGCGAAAGAUUUGAAAGAUUUUUGUGAGUUAAAGGAAAAGUCUGGCAACACUGGUUGAUUGUAUACGUAAUAAUUUUGGUGAUAGGUGGGACACGUGACAUUUUUAUUUCAAUUAAUACGCGAUUUAGUGCAAUAAAAAUGUCGAUAAUUUAUUAAAUCGAUGAAAAAUGUAUAAUUUAUAAUAAUUUCGGACGUUCCUACGGAUAUUUAUUAGUGUAAGUAUUUGAGGUUAUGUUACAAUAAUAUUAAUUUAAAAAAAAUAUCAGAUACAUUAAAAAACGAUUCAAUUAUUUUUUUUUCAGUUAAUUAUAGUUAAAAUUUUGAAAUUAUUAAAAUUUUGAG